This is a messenger RNA of Rosa rugosa (rugosa rose), 639 nucleotides long. RefSeq lists its product as uncharacterized. The record is from RefSeq and is a predicted model, not a curated record. The transcript has a single exon. Lineage: Eukaryota; Viridiplantae; Streptophyta; Magnoliopsida; Rosales; Rosaceae. The coding region runs from base 1 to 639 and encodes 212 amino acids.
AUGAAGGCAGGGAAGUUACGUCAAUACCAAUCCGACAGCCAGACCGAUGGAGGUAGGGCAACAGACAAGGUUGAAAGCAGAAUCCCGGCAAAAGGCACGGAACCGAUCAUCAGAGAAAUAUUGGCCAUCCAUGGAGCCCCUUAUACCGCUGUGGAGGAGGAAGUGCGCUUAAGGUCAGAAACCCGCCAGGCAGAGAAGAUUCGUAGAGUAUGCCAGAUUGCGGGUAGCCCCUCGGCGAGGCAGAGCUCGUCCUCCACAUCGGUAAUUAGUUUCUCCGCGGCAGAUACCAUUGGCAUCCAGUUUCUCCACCGGGACGCCUUGGUCGUGACUACCCAAAUCGCGGACGCCCUCGUGCGGCGGAUAAUGGUCGACGCCGGGAGCAGCGCCGGCGUCAUAUUUUGGGAAGCGUUUGAGCAGCUCGGAUUAGACAAGACACUUAUCCAUCACAGCAGAGCCCCGUUGACGGCCUUUGAAGGUUCUAAAACAUGGCCUGUGGGUGAGAUUUCAUUACCAGUGACGACGGGAGGGAAAACUGUGGAGGUCGAUUUCGUCACUGUCAAGAAGCCAUCGGCCUACAACGCCAUUCUAGGCCGGGAUUGGCUCCAUAGGAUGGGAUCCGAGGCUUCGACUAGGUGUUAG